This is a messenger RNA of Pichia kudriavzevii, 2991 nucleotides long. RefSeq lists its product as uncharacterized. The transcript has a single exon. The coding region runs from base 1 to 2991 and encodes 996 amino acids. The record is from RefSeq and is a predicted model, not a curated record. NCBI's taxonomy places the organism in Eukaryota, Fungi, Ascomycota, Pichiomycetes, Pichiales, Pichiaceae.
AUGCUCCACACACUUUUUUCUAAAACUCAACUUGAAUACUGCAACUAUCACCUCCACAGAGCAGCUCCCUCCACUGGGAAAAGCUAUCCCCUUUCUAUCUCCUUCUCUCACAUGCAAGUACAGGAGUCGAUCCCGCAGUACCAGCUUCUCCAUGGUGAAAAGAAAAUACUUGAAACCGCAAACGGAAUCGUCGUUGUCACUCCAACAAACUUGGUCUAUUAUAGUUACAACUCCUCUAAUGGAACACUGCACUACCAAUCACAGAGGCAAUUGGUGACUCGUACUGUAAAGUACUUAAACCAUUGGGAUGCACUCUUUGUCGAAUCAGUUUCCAAAGACAGGUCUUCGACAAACAUCAUCUCAUACCAGACCAUGGCCAACACCCCCAACAUCAAGUUGUUGCCAGAUACACACCAUUGGCACCGCUCCAUAUGCGGAUACACAUUCAACCGUAUCAGCUACACCAAACUACACGAGACAUCACCCUCUUCCUCUUUGCAGCCGGUAUCCUCAAUGGCCAUUGUCUAUUCUACCCCUAUCGAAAAUGUGUCUCUCCAGUACUCAUCAUCCACACAUUCGAUAUCCAUAGAUAGUAGCUCCAUCGCCGUGUUCACUUUCGAACCAAUCCAAAUAUUCACAGAGUGUCUUAGUGAUCAGGGGAAAAUUAAUAGGGAAAGUAUAGCCCCAAAGACAACCUCAUUUCUUUCUUCCUCCACCUCCCCGCUAUUCCACUUCCAGCUUUUGGAAUUCAAAGCAUCCCAUUUGAUAGUUUCCAUCUUCGAUACUCUGCAUUAUUCAGACCUAAUCGAAGAUCGCAUUUAUCCACCUUUCCAAUUACAGGGGAACAUCACCUGUGCUUCGAGAAUGGAAAACUCCAACUUCCUCAUUGCCGUAACAGACGUUGGUGGGGUCUUCCAACUAAAUAUCAAAACCAAGUCGAUUACCCCCCUCUUGAAUACCCCUCUACCCAUAAUAGCAGACCAAGUCAACAUAACUACCAAGCAUAUCAUCCUACAUGGUCAGCAUACGGGGUUGUUGACCAUCGACAGAGUGUCCCAUCAAACAGGAUACAUCCAUAAUACCCUUCACAGAUUCGAUCAGUCCAAUCUCUUCACUGGAAUAUCAUAUGCAUAUUCAACAGAUUCAAAUGACCUUGUCAUUUCCUUCACUGAUGGACAUAAUAGCAUCCUGGCCAAAGAGACAAACAACAUCGACGUCCUUCGUCUACAUCCACACGGUGGGCAUUCGUUGUUGGGGUUUGUCGAUAAUCACCGCUUUUUGACAAGGUCAAAUAAUAGGUAUUACCUUAACGGAGAGGUGCAGACUGAUUUGCAUGACGAUGUUUGCGCAGUCGCCCCUAAUAUUAGAAUCUACAGAGACUCAAUUGAGUAUCUUGAAGAUGAAGAGGAAAUCCAGGUCAUAAAUAAAGGUACCGUUGGUGCCCUUAGUAUCUCUAAAGAUGCAUCCAUAAUAUAUACAGAUGCGAGGUUGUUGGUCAUUAUCCACCCCUAUCCAAAAGGUGGCUAUUCUUUUUGUGAAAUACCAUUCACACCUUUGAAUAUUAAAAGGCUAUCCAACUCAGAAUGCCACCGAGAUGCUAAAAUUGAUGGUAUCGAUGCAGAAGAACUUCUACAAAGUUAUGCACUAUUCAACGAAACUAAGCUGCUCAUUGGUUCGCUUUCAAUUCCUUGGAGCCCUGAAGAUCCCAUUAAAGAUGUAGAACGUGUUCCUAACUCCUUGAAUAGGUUGUAUGUCCUCACUUAUUCUGGCUCCUUAUGGGAAUUCAACUCUGUCACAUAUGAAUGUGUUCUCAUCUUGCAAUCGCUGAAAAUAAAAUUCUUGACAUCCUUGGGGAAGGCAACGAUAGUUGCCAUUGGUAAUACCUUGUCAAUCGUAAACUAUAAAAAUUCAAAUAAACUUGAGGAAAUUUACAAAUUUGAUGGUGAUGUAUUAUCAUACAUGAAAACAAGUUCUUCUGAAACAUACAUCUCGGUAACGUCGGGACUGUACCGUAUAACAGAAAGUGCAACCCCUCGGUUUCAUGAGUUUCCUAUUAGCGGCAUCGUUAAAGAACGAAUCCAAUAUUCUGAUUCACUAUCUCUCAUCUAUUCCCAAUCCCAGCUUGCUCUUUACAAUGAUAAAAGUGCAGAAAUUUUCAGUAUUUUCUCCGUUCCUGAUAUCUACCAAGUCAGGCUAGAUUUGGAACUCAAUCCUUUAACUCCAACAAUUAUCAUAUCCACAUUUACGCUGAACCAAACAUCCUUCUUGAUCCAGUUAGAAUAUAGGAACCAUUCGUUCCAACUAGUUAAUUACAAACCAAUAGAUACAUAUUUCCCCAUUCAUAUCGAACCUUAUUAUGGGAAGUAUUAUUCGGGAUUACAUGUUUCUUCCUACAGGGCGGCAACUACAAAGAGAAAGACGGAUUUCUCAAUCACACAAGAGAUAAAAACAGAUAUGACGUACGAUUUACAAAAUAAACGUCUUCUCUAUAUAUCAAGAGGAAACCGAUUGGCCGAGUUAAGUCAAAAUUCUCGGUCCUUCAAGAGGGGGGUGAGGCGGAUCUUUACAAAUCAAGAUGGGUUUAUAUAUCUUGUGGAUGAAGAUAAUGCCAUUUCCAUAUACGAGGAUAAACCUCAUGUGAUUUCAGGUAUUGAAGAAGCAUCCUCUGUUGGUGAAUAUGUAUGGAUCAACGAUCACAGUGGCCAAAUUAGCGAAAAGCCAACGAGAUUCAAGCCAGGUGUUUUGGGAUUCAUGGUUGCCGGGCUCAAGCUAGGAGUUACUUGGGUCCCAGAUGAAGAAGAGAAAGUAAUACUAAAAAGAAGAAAAGAAAAGAGAGAAGACAUUCGUGGAUUAGGGAGUCCGAAUAGCAGUGAAACAGAGUCAAGCUCUGAUAUGAAUUCCGACUCAGAUUCUGAUACCUCUUCUUUGGACUCAGGUUCAGCAUCAUCGGAUGAUGAAACCGAACAAGGAUCCCAGGAUGAUGCGAACUGA